AUGUCGUCGAUUCUCUCAUUUGUUGGAUGGGCGGUGCUUCCAAACUAUGUCACCUCCCUGGUCCAAAGCGUCUACUAUGGACUCACGAUCCGCGCGGGGGAUCCUCGACCGCAGCCCCCCUCCCCGCGCUACGCGCGCCAUCGCCGUCGCAUCUUCAUCCUAGUCGUGACCGGCUACCUCCUCUACACCCUCUAUGAGUCCUUCCACCGCGUCCAGGUCGCCGGCGACUUCUACAAAGCCCUGGGUGUAUCUCCUCUGGCCGAUGACCGGACAAUCAAGUCGCGGUUCCGCCGACUCGCGGCGCAGCACCACCCGGACAAGAUCACGCAAGGGGAAGGUCUUCCAGCCGACAACUACUUCGUGUACUUGAAGCUGGCGCAGGAUACGCUGCUGGACCCUGCGAAGCGGUUCGCGUAUGACCGAUUCGGGCCCGACGUUCUGGGCUGGGGAGAUCGCCACAAAACGAUGCAGGACUUUCUGAUGACGGGGCUGCAGCGGUCUCUGCUGCCGUAUGUGGGCGGGUUCGUUACGAUCAUCUUCUUGAAUUUUACCUGGUGGGCGAGCUGGGGUCGCUAUUGGCGCUUCUUCACCUUCGGAGCCCUGCUCACUCUCGAGCUGACUCUGAUCACCCACCCGGGGGCCCUGUUCAUUCCCUCAAACUACAUCCCCCCUGCUCUACGUGACCUACUCGGCAUCUCCGCCGCGAACCCGAGUUUCUAUCUCCUGCCGUUCCAGAUUCUCACCCUCGCGCAACGCGCCUCGGUAACGCUACAUAUCUUCAUUUCGCAGGUGACACCCCCCGAAAUAAGCCAGAAGCCCUCCGGAACAGGUGACCGUCUCUCUCCGCAGACGAUGCAGAAACUCGCACAACUGCUGCAACUCUCGCGCACGACGGACGGCGAAGCUACUCGCCUCUUGCAGCUGGGGUUUGCGCCGUUUCGUGGUGACCGCGAGGGCGUGGCGACUCUGCGCAAGGGCAUGAAAGAGGGGUUGGUGCUGAGCAGCGUGCGGGCUAGUCCUGGGGUUCAGACGGCUGUUGGGGAGGUUGUUGAGCGGAAGAUGCGCGAGAAGAAGGGAGAGUGA
Messenger RNA from Aspergillus steynii IBT 23096, 1083 nucleotides. RefSeq names its product J domain-containing protein. Lineage: Eukaryota; Fungi; Ascomycota; Eurotiomycetes; Eurotiales; Aspergillaceae. The record is from RefSeq and is a predicted model, not a curated record. The transcript has 3 exons. The coding region runs from base 1 to 1083 and encodes 360 amino acids.